ACGAGGCGAGUCAGGUGACGCGAGGGCUGGACGGAGAAGGGGCCGCGUCGCAGCUCGCAACAACACGGCAGCGAAACCAAGCCAGAGCCAUGGCGGCGAACCACGGCUUCCGCCGCCUCGCCUCCGCGUCCGCCUCAGCUCUCUCCCGUCGGUCCCCGCCUCCUAGUCCCGCGCCAGCCCUCCUCCUCCGCCUCGCGCUCUCCAGCUCCGCGCCCUCCGCGACGGAUCCGCCGGCGGCGCCAGCGCCGGAGGCCGCCGGGAAGGGGGAGGGAGAGGAAGCAGCAGGAGAGAAGGUCGCUGCCGACGCCAGCGAAGGGAAGGAGGAGGAGGACGACGACGGUGGCGUGCACGUGAACAAGGCCACUGGCGAGAUCGGCGGCCCGCGCGGGCCCGAGCCCACGCGGUACGGCGACUGGGAGCGCGGCGGCCGCUGCUCCGAUUUCUGAGCUGCUCCUGCUCCGCCGCUAACCGCGAGAACAAUGGAGUGCAGAGCAGGUCACAGUGGCUUAUUGAAUCUGAAAUGAGGGACGCAUAACAGAAUUGUAUUUCUAGUCGUGCUCGUCUCUACUGAUUUCGCAUUGAGCUCUCGUAUUCAUAAAAGCUGAGGGUUACGGUUUGUUUCCUUUUGGAGCAAAUUGGGGUUGCUCCUUGUAGUGUCUUUCAGACUGUAGUGGUAAUAUGCACUGAUGUAUUAUUUGGGAUCAUUCGUCGGUUGAGUAUCGUGCUGUGCUGUGUGCUCUCUGCAAUUGCAAAUCUUGAUCAAAGGGUCGGCCGUGAUACUGAGAUAUCACAUUUCAGAGUUUCCUCAUAUAUUUGUAUUUUGAAAUUUUUUAUGCCCGUGUGGUGUGUAGCCUGAACCAUGAGUCCAUGAGUGUCCUUGGCUCCUUAGUCCUUAGUCCAUGAGGCCAACAAGUGAUUCAGGUAGAUCAGUAGAUAGUUAUUAAGAGUUCAAAGACUGCUGCUAACUAGCUCAAUAGCUCAUCAUGGCCUCAUGCUCUAAUACUAAACAGCAUGAUCAUUUUCACUUGAACAGACGUAGCCAUGUUAGUCAUUGUUUAUUAUACCAAGUACCAACUUGACUAUUGCAGGUGUGUAUAUCUAGUUCAUUAGUAUGCUGGUGAUAUGUGCCCUCAAUUAUCUACC
Molecule: messenger RNA, 1143 nt
Organism: Panicum virgatum (switchgrass)
Lineage: Eukaryota; Viridiplantae; Streptophyta; Magnoliopsida; Poales; Poaceae
Exons: 2
Coding region: 90-446 (118 amino acids)
Biological process (GO): mitochondrial respiratory chain complex II assembly
Cellular component (GO): mitochondrion
Source: RefSeq, a predicted model, not a curated record